Molecule: messenger RNA, 1468 nt
Organism: Branchiostoma belcheri (Belcher's lancelet)
Lineage: Eukaryota; Metazoa; Chordata; Leptocardii; Amphioxiformes; Branchiostomatidae
Exons: 3
Coding region: 1-486 (161 amino acids)
Source: RefSeq, a predicted model, not a curated record
AUGUGUAGCCUCCGGCACCACUGCGGCUCCCCCGUCGGAAGCAUUGGAGGCUCGGCACAGGUGCAGGCAACAGGACCGGAGUCAGUCACAGCCAGAUCCGGCACCAUCCGCAGCAGACCUACAGGACCGCCACGUUCCGUGUCACCCUGCAGACAACAGGCGGAUGGGUACAACCAGAGACACCAGGGAACCGUAGUCUGUGAGAGAAACACACACGGGAGAGAAGAAACAGCACGAAGGGUAGAAAUGCCGGGAGGGGCUUGCAAAGCAUGCCAGGGCAACAAGUGUACGAAGUUCAGUCAGCAGGAGGCAGGGGCGGGCUUCUUAUUCCUCGGCAGGCUUCUGAGCUUAUCCGGUGACGACAAACCCUCCAGCGGCGGGGGCUCCAAGUCCGGCGGGGCGAGUUCCGGCGGAUCGAACAGCGGGGGCUCGUCCAUGAGUAACAAGCAGUGCAAGUGUGGCCACACGUACGCACAGCAUGCCUGAAGCUGCUCCACCAAACACACACACACUCCCUGCGGAACACAUCUUGUCUUGGUGACGCAGUCAUGAAAAUAGAUGUAUAAGUCUCUAUAAUGAUGAUGUAAGAGACCAAGAGCUCAAGGUGUUACCCCAGGGGGGUGCCUAAUUAUACUAUUUUAUUGUGAAACAGAAAAGCUUUCCAAGUUCAACGCUUGCCUUGCCAUAGAUACGAGAAGAAAAAAAUGGAUCAACCUCGACCCAUAGUUGCGAACUUUAAAUAACGACAAUAUUACAUCAACUCUGACCCGCCAGCAUGCUGACGUUGUUUUGUUAGUAUCUGGUAGGUUGGUUAGUUGGUUGGUUUAGGUUUUGCAAUGUUACCCCUUCCUUGUCCUUUACCUAUUACUGCCUUUUUAAGGAAUAUGCGUUUCUGUUUUAUGAGAAUAAGAACCGAAUCAUAAUCAGGUAUGUACGUUGCAGUCAGUGACACAGAAGCUUGACCGAUCAUUAGUUCAGCACUAGCCGCAAGUUUUAACCAAACGCUUCGUACAAACGAUACAAACCUAAAUGGCGUGCUACGCGUACGGUGGUGAUGCUCUCUCUCUCCGCGCUCUGAGAUGCGGUGAGGGAAACUAAAGGCAGAAGUCGAGUCACCCUGACACUUAUAGUAUAUCCUAUGAACCAUAUAACCAGUUUUGUACAAGGCACAAUAUCGAGAUUUCGAUAGCCUAGAAAGAAUGGUGUUGUUCACUGUAAAACGUCAUACCCAUCCACUUCAUCCAUUUUUAGAUAUAUGUGAGUCAUCAUCAUCAUACACACAGCGUGCCAAACAUCCAUUCCAUCUGCCCACAAGGCACACACAAUCUAUUCGGACGAAAAGAAGAAAAGAGAAAGAUAGUGUCAUGUUCCGUGACCCGUGGCAUCAACAUAAACCCUCAAGCUGUAGGACCUCCUCAUCGAAAAACCUUCAGGACCGUCUGAUGUACAUUGUCAAUCAAGACGUAAA